AUGGCGGACAAACUAGCACGAGCUAAGACUGAGCCUUCUGCUAUGGUUUAUGUUGAUUCAAUUCCCCCGAGAUGGCUCUCGAAGAAGAGGUCGGAGAUUGACGAAAGCAUGUGGUCGAGUCACAAGCCGUGGAUACCGAGGCCAAUGCUGAGCGUGCAUGUGCGUAUGGGAGACAAAGCUUGCGAGAUGAGAGUCGCAGCUUUAGAAGAGUAUAUGCGUUUGGCUGAUAGGAUCAGAGAACGGUUUCCGGAGCUCAACAGGAUCUGGCUCUCUACGGAGAUGAAGGAAGUUGUGGACAGAAGUAAGGAGUAUGGUCAGUGGAGAUUCUAUUACGUGGAAGUGGCAAGACAAGUUGGUAAUAACUUGAUGGCUGAGUAUGAAGCUAUCCUUGAGAGAGAGAUGAGCACGAACUAUCCUCUUGUUAAAUUUUUGAUGGCGUCAGAAGCUGACUUCUUCAUCGGAGCUUUGGGCUCCAUUUGGUGUUUCCUCAUUGGUGGUAUGAGGAAUACCGGUGGUAAACUCAUGUCCGGUUUUCUCAGUGUCAAUAAAGACCGGUUCUGGUAA
This is a messenger RNA of Brassica oleracea var. oleracea, 564 nucleotides long. RefSeq lists its product as uncharacterized. Gene Ontology annotation, molecular function: alpha-(1->6)-fucosyltransferase activity. The record is from RefSeq and is a predicted model, not a curated record. Gene Ontology annotation, biological process: protein N-linked glycosylation. The transcript is spliced from 2 exons. The coding region runs from base 1 to 564 and encodes 187 amino acids. Lineage: Eukaryota; Viridiplantae; Streptophyta; Magnoliopsida; Brassicales; Brassicaceae.